UGCGACGGCAGAUAUACGGGGACCACCGUGUAUCUGUACGGCAAAGAGCUGUCGGGGACGAUCCCUCCGCAGCUGGGCGACAUCUCGCUGCUGAAGCACCUUAGUCUAGAGGGCAACUCCAUCUCGGGCACCAUCCCUGCGGAGAUGAGCAAGCUCUCGCAGCUGAAGUACGUUAGGCUGUACAACAACAUCAUCUCGGGCACCAUCCCUUCGGAUAUGGGCAAGCUCUCGCAGCUGUAUAACCUUUGGCUGAACAACAACGCCAUCUCGGGCACCAUUCCUCCAGAGACGGGCAAGCUCUCACAACUGAAUAUCCUUUCCCUGAACACCAACUCCAUCUCGGGCACCAUCCCUGCGGAG
Molecule: messenger RNA, 360 nt
Organism: Emiliania huxleyi CCMP1516
Lineage: Eukaryota; Haptophyta; Isochrysidales; Noelaerhabdaceae
Exons: 1
Molecular function (GO): protein binding
Source: RefSeq, a predicted model, not a curated record